Messenger RNA from Eremothecium gossypii ATCC 10895, 4440 nucleotides. RefSeq names its product cohesin-loading factor complex subunit SCC2 (gene SCC2). Gene Ontology annotation, biological process: replication-born double-strand break repair via sister chromatid exchange; establishment of protein localization to chromatin; regulation of gene expression. NCBI's taxonomy places the organism in Eukaryota, Fungi, Ascomycota, Saccharomycetes, Saccharomycetales, Saccharomycetaceae. Gene Ontology annotation, cellular component: Scc2-Scc4 cohesin loading complex. Gene Ontology annotation, molecular function: chromatin binding. The record is from RefSeq and is marked provisional. The coding region runs from base 1 to 4440 and encodes 1479 amino acids. The transcript has a single exon.
AUGUCGACUUUUCCUGGAGAAGAUACGCGCAUUCCCAAGAGGAUAUCCGAGGCCCUGUCGCACCAGCCCCUGAACCACCUGGUACCAAAGAGGGAGCUUAGUAGACUACUUUCAAAGCCGGUCCAAAUCUCUGUGCAGCUGGAAUCUGAAGACGCCUUUGAAGAAGUACCGGAGGAGCUAUGGCAGUACCCCCAUCCCAUAGACCUGGACCCGCUGAGACUGGAAGAGUCGCAGCCACUGAGAUUCAGACGGCCAAGGGGGGCACGACUGGACUACAGGGAGGACUCUAGCGAGAUUGCGGAUCUGCCGGGCAUGGGCCAACUGGCCAGGGCAUGUCUAUCAGGCACGCAGCUCGUGGAUUCUGCCGCGAUAGUAGAGAGUAUAGAGAGCAACGCGAAAAAGAGGAAGCAGACGCUUGCAAUCGGAGAUGUCGAGAUGGUUAGCCCCGACAAGAAAACCAAGGUCAUGGCUUCCGUCAGCCCUGUAUCGUUGAACCGCGUUGCGCUUGGCAGUCAACAUCUGAAAACGCUUGAGAGGCUCAUGCAGUAUAUCGGAGCGGAUGAAUCUAGUGCGGAAUUCGGCGAUUUUGAGUAUUGGAUCACCUUAGAAGACAGGGCUACUCACAUACUCUCAGAGCAGUGCAUAGACAAGUUGCACAUUGUCUUCCGGAACAUACUCAGCAUCCCUGCAGUUUGGACCGAGUUGGAUGUCUCGCUGUUGCAGAGGAUUAUGGAUGUCUGCGUAAGUACCAUCACAAUAUGCCUGGAGAAAAUUGAACUCAAGGAGUACUCACAUGACUACACCCUCAUAGCCUUUGGCUCCUCGAUGGUCGUGUUCUUUAUUUUUCUUUUGGAUCAAAAUGAUAGAAGACUGCAGCUUGAACAGUAUAUGAUGGUACCCUUACAAUUUCUUACGUUCACGGCAGACAACCUAGAAGAGGAAUUUGACCGUGGGGGCAAUGGCGUUGAGCGUUCAUUAGCGAUGCUACAUUCUACAUUGGACGUGUUUUAUAUGUAUAUUUCCAAUAAGCCAAAGCUAGAUGAUGGACUGGUCGUAAAGUUGGUCUAUAUGUUUACUGAACUGAUCAUGUCGACUUGGUCGCACAAUGUCAGUUCUGUUUCUCUGCAAAACCAUAUAGGGAAUGUGAAGACAAUUGGUAUGAAGUCAAUUGAAGUCUUGUUCGAAAAACUACCCGAACAACGCUUGUUCAUAAUCGAUGAGUUACUUUCACAUCUGGAUAACCUACCGAACACAAGAUCGCAGAAAAGAAUGAAAAACAUUGGGAAAAAUCUCCACAUUACUCACUUUUCAUACAUCAUGCUUUCUAUUCUCCAAGUCUGGAACAACUAUGAUUACUGUUCCAACUUGGUAAGCCCAGAUACUGAACAACUACAUGACUUGAUCGCACAUCAUGCCGCUACUCAGUCAGACCUAGAGUUUGCAGCUGAUCAUAUUAUAGAUACCAUUUUGAAAAAGUGUUUUUCCAAUAUAUCCAAAUAUCGCUUUGUGUUUGACCAGUUUGUGACCGACAUGACCACUGUUGUCACACUUCCAGAUUGGCCUGUGUCUGAUCUCAUAUUAGCGCGUCUCCUGAAAAAAUUGCUCUCCAUCUUUAAUCCCCAAAGUCAAAAGCAUAUCAACAUUGAGUCAGUCGCUCUCCAAGGAAUUGGCUUAAUCGGUAGUACUAUAUUGGAUAUUAGACUGUCAAGCAACUCAAAUCCAACAGCUAACCUUAUCCAUCUAUUCAAUUAUCCAGAGGAUAUAGAUGGAUUGUUUAAAGCGUACCGCACGUGCCUUGCAUACUGCACCAAUUCUGUUCAGCAUCAUACUCCAUACAAGUUCCUAUGGUGUAAGCAGCUUGAUGUUCUAACCAAAUUGAAAGAAAUGGACAAAGAAUCACAGGGAUGGGGGAGCAAACUGCAGCAGAAGUUUCUGUCUCUUAUUGAAUCUAUACAUCUACCAUUGGAACAGGCUGCAAAUUUGGGCGCAGUUGAAAUUCUACCCACCUAUUGUUCCACUUUACUGACCUCAGAACUGAUAAACAUGUAUGAACCUUAUUUGAAGCUGGUGUUGUCAUUGUUAGAGAGGCAUAAAGUCAAGCUGCGGUCGGGUGCAAUCCGCUGCCUAGCUUUGCUGAUCUCCAAAGAUAAGAAUAUGUUAUACACGCCAAUUGUCAAGGAGACUAUUGAGAAUCGUCUAACAGAUUCUUCGCCUUUAGUCAAGGACGCAAUCCUAGAGUUAAUUGAAUUGGGGUCAAGUUAUAUUGAUUUCUAUCAGCAUAUCAAUAUCAACUAUAAUGACGACAGUAUGCUUGUUCGAAAGCAUGUUUUGAGGAUGAACCAGAUAAUAUAUGAUGACACUGAAGAUAUAAUUAUAAAGGCAUAUGUUGCAAGCCGAAUAUUGCGGCGAAUCGAGGAUGAGGAGGAUGUUAUAAUUGAGACAGCACGGUCUGAGUUAUUGAAAAGAUGGAUAUUAUCCAUUCAGUGUCCUAACGCCAAGCCGGAACUUCAGAUAAAGAAUUGUAGGGUUUCAAUCCGCGUAAUAGCACAGCUCUUGGUUGGUGGUGAUAAAAUAUGUGACUUAUUCGAGCAUUUCCUCAUUUUUUAUGUCCUGAAUAAGAAUGCGCACACCGAAGACCAAAAUAAGCUGAUUUCGAGCAGUCUAUGCUUAUUGACCGAUCAAGUUAUUGAGAUGGUUAUCGAAAAUGAAGCUGCUGACGUUGAUAAUCAAAGGGAAGAAGAAGGGAGGAAUAUUAUGAAGUUCCUAUCAGUUCUAUCUUCAUGCCAGGAUUCUUUUAUUACAAAAGAUCACAUCACAGCAUUGUAUCCAUAUUUACAUUCCGAUACAAAGUCUGAUUUCCAAUUACACAUUUUGAAAGUUUACCGUAAUACAUUUGAGCAACUCUCACAUUUCAAACCAAAGUUCCUAUAUGACCUGGAGACUACGAUACUUUCUAGACUACCUAGGAUGAACGUACGUGAGCUCGAUGAGGCGAUUCCUCUGUCAUGGUCACUAUCCAGACAUCGGAAAGACGACACUAGGAUUUGUAAAGCUUGUGCAUCUUGUUUGGGCCAAUUAUCACCGUAUAUUGCGAAUGCUACGACAGAUCCAUCGGCAGUCAGGCCUGAUGGUAAAUUACAAAGGUUGCUUUAUUUAGCCACAGGAUUUGCCCGAUUCUGCAGUUUCGAAAAUACGGAAGGUAAAUUUCCAAACUUAAAAACCAGAGAGAAUAUAUUCGAGUACGUUACAAAAUGUCUGCUCAUGUUCACCAAAGAGAAUAUUCAUCAUGUAAUCAGAAGAAUAGCGACGAAGAACCUCGUAAAAAUAGCAUCCAGGUACCCGAAGCUAUUCAAUUCUCGCCAUGUGUUGACAGUUCUAGAUACCCAGUUUGAAAAGGGGAUCUUAGAUAUACAACUUGUGGUUUUGGAGUCGCUUUAUGAUUUUUUUCUGGCUGAGGAGAGAAGGUCACUGAUUCAAGUAGGCGUUGACGGUACUAUUUCGUCAAAUAACGAGUUAAGAAAAGUUGUUGCAAAUCAUACAAAAUCGGACUCCAUUAAUGAUGGUAUAUGCUCCGCCUUGGUCUCUAGGUAUUUGGAUAAAAUCCUGAAGAUUUGUUUGAUCGCAGAUUUGAAUAAUGCUAUGGUUGCCAUCAGAUUCCUAAAACAAAUCCUAACUUACGGCUAUACCAAUCCUUCCCUCUGCGUUCCUACUGUUAUAGCUUUAACGGCUUCACCGAACAGUUACAUGAGGGACUUGUCGUCUGAGAUGUUCUCCGAGCUUUUGCAGGGCUAUGAGAGCAUGGCAUUCAACUGUUUAAACCAAGGCAUUAGACUUGGCACAGAAUAUGCUGUAAAGAUUCGGCCAAAGCAAUUCCAUGAAGAUUCCAUGUUUCUCAGAAGGCUACAACAGUUGAUGUCUACUAAUAAGAGAAAUCGGAGCAAGUUUUUGAAGGUCGUCAAGAAAACAGUUUUCUCUAAUUACUUGUCGACUAGUGUGAAUUAUGAGGAAAGUUGUUACCACAUCAUUUACUUACUACACAACUUGUCAAAGAUAUCGUAUGAUAACAUGUUAGAGCUUUACGAAAUGCUGCGUUCUGUGAUCUCCGUGUCGGAAUAUUUUAGCGACAGAAUAUCCGAACGGUUAGAUGGUUUUCAGAGCAACCAAAAUACAGCCGCCGAGGUAUCGGCUAUCAUAGUUACGCGUCUUUCCAUCGAAGAGUUUAAGCGGUUUAUGUUUGAACAACAUCAUUUAUCGGAGGCGAAGUUAACUUUGCUUGAUGCUACAGAUGAUGAAAACCUCAGGAACAAAUCGGUAGCUGCUCUCGAUGAUCAGGUAGGAAGCCUGCAUAUGGAAAACAUCUUCCUUGGGUACGAAAAUCCGAUCAAUAAUAAAGAUUACUGUUGGAAGUAUAUCAGCACAUUGCAUAGAGAUGAAAUUUAA